GGACAUGAGUCAGGUGUCUGGUUAUACUUCCUCUAUGGUUUGUAGUAGAUCGAGAUCCAUUAUUAAAAAACUGGCAGAAGGAUAAAAGUGCGAUGGGAUCUAAUUUUCUCCAUUUUUAUAAAAUUAAUAACAGUUUGGCAAGAUGCAGCAGACUAUAUCAACAACGUUUUAUCCGUCCAUUAAAUUACAUUCAAGGACAGGAACCUAAACCAAAAAUUCGGGAGUACUUUUAUUAUAUUGAUCACGAAGGAAUGCUUUUUUUAGACGACGCAAAAAUGAAAAACUUCACUUCUUGCUUUAAGGAGAAAAAAUUUUUAAAGUUUUUCUUCAACCAAAUUAAAUUAAACGAAACUGACCGAUACCGCCAAGAGUUUCCUUUUAUAUCACCAUGUGGGAGAGAAAAGAACUAUAUACGAUGUGAUGAUUUGCCAAUUGUUUUCACUCAUGUACUCAAGGAUUCAAACGGAAAGGAUGUUCUUUCGUAUGCCCACGCAGGAGAUCAGUUGACAAUUCCUUUUCAACCAGGUAAAAUCUAUAUGAAGCCGGAUUCGGGCAGAGUUUACCAUCCAGCGUGGCCAAAAGUUGGUAAUAUUGGACUAGUUCGAUCCAAGCUAGCUAUAGAACUGUGCAAAUACUUUGAAUUUGAAAACGGAGAAGAAAAUCCGCCUACACAUUUCACAUGGAACAAUCAGCGGAUGCCUUUAAACAUCGAUUGGAUUAAUGAAACAAUAAUUAAAAAAUAAUAAUCAGUUAUUAUUAUUAUUGAAAUAAUUAUGUACAUAAUGUGUAUACAACUAAAAUAAACUAUUCUAAACUAA
Episyrphus balteatus (marmalade hoverfly) is the source of this 818-nucleotide messenger RNA. RefSeq names its product UPF0598 protein CG30010. The transcript is spliced from 3 exons. NCBI's taxonomy places the organism in Eukaryota, Metazoa, Arthropoda, Insecta, Diptera, Syrphidae. The coding region runs from base 93 to 743 and encodes 216 amino acids. The record is from RefSeq and is a predicted model, not a curated record.